This is a messenger RNA of Aspergillus luchuensis, 1833 nucleotides long. RefSeq names its product ferric reductase family protein. Gene Ontology annotation, cellular component: plasma membrane. Gene Ontology annotation, molecular function: ferric-chelate reductase activity. Bases 1 to 1833 code for a protein of 610 amino acids. The record is from RefSeq and is a predicted model, not a curated record. Gene Ontology annotation, biological process: copper ion import; intracellular iron ion homeostasis; iron ion transport. The transcript is spliced from 6 exons. Lineage: Eukaryota; Fungi; Ascomycota; Eurotiomycetes; Eurotiales; Aspergillaceae.
AUGGGGGUAGAUCAUCUACAGCCCGGGGAGGCCCGACAGAUAGACUACCAUCCACCGAUGAAUGUAGCGUUGGCCACGCCCAUGUUCAUUCUCGCUGGAGCAUUGUUCGUUCUGUUUGUUGGCCGUACGCUAAUACGACUUUACCAUCGCCGGCGUUUACGCGAAAUUCUACGAACCGAUAAACAGGGUCGAUUUAAACGAAGGAGCGCCAUCUCGACCAGUCUAUACAAGCAUGUCUUCCAUGCGCCACUUUUCUCCAUACGCCAUAGUCGCUACUUGAAACUCGGUAACAACAUCCAUAUGGGCAUCCUUCCGCUGCGAUUUGAAGCAGCUCUGCUAGCCGUCUACAUAGCAAUCAACAUUGUCUUCUUCUUUGUCAUGGUUGACUGGUGGAAAGACUGGGACGAAGUGAUCUUCGAGUUUCAAUAUUCGGCAGGUAGUAUGGCGGUGUUGAACCUGCCCGGGCUGGUUCUGGCAGCAGGCCGCAAUAACCCUUUGGUACCUCUUCUGGGCAUCAAGUUCGAUUGCUUCAAUCUCAUGCACCGUUGGGUUGGACGGACUAUCAUCUUCUCGGCGCUUGUCCAUAUGAUUGCUGCUGUUAGGAUGAAAGUGUUCGAACAGGGCGGCUUGGCCGCGGCCACACUUCUCAUCUGGAAUACGAAGUUCUUCAUCUGCGGCUUGGUUGCCAUCUUUGCGUUCACGGCGAUUCUAUUCCAGUCCUUGUCGCCAGUCAGACAUGCAUUCUAUGAAGCAUUCCUUCACUCCCAUAUCGCUUUGGCCAUUAUGGCAUUCGUGGGCUUAUGGUACCACCUGGAAGGCAUGUCGCAUCAAAAUGUUAUGCUGGUUACAGUGGUCCUCUGGGGCUUCGAUAGAGCAACCCGACUGGCAUGUGUUAUCUGGCGCAAUAUUGGCACGCGAUGCUCCAAGGCUACCGUAGAGAUGCUCCCUGGUGAUGUGGCGCGCGUGAAUGUCACCGUGGCACGGCCAUGGAGAUUCAAGGCUGGCCAAUAUGCGUACCUGUAUAUGCCAUCAGUGGGUUUGUGGACUUCCCAUCCAUUCUCGGUAGCCUGGACAUCGAAAGACGGAACAAGUGUGCUUGAUAAGGAUGCCACCAACUCCUCCAACGACUCCCUCGAUCGUGCAGUAGGAGGGUCGCAGGAGACGACGGUAUCUUUUCUGGUCAAAGGACGCGAUGGACUCACUAGUAAGCUGGUACGAAAGGCGGGCAAUUCGCCCGAGCGGACAUUUAAUGCGAUCACCCUUGCAGAAGGGCCAUACGGGGGAUUGGAGUCGCUUGAUUCAUAUGGAUCGGUGCUUCUGGUCGCGGGCGGCAUUGGCAUCACGCACCCAAUCGCCUACCUCCUCGAGAUCGUGAACGGGUUCGCAUCCCGGUCGACCGCUGUCCGACGAGUGACCCUCGUCUGGGUCGUCCGCAGCUUAGACCACUUGUCCUGGAUUCAGCCCUGGAUGGUAUCCCUAUUCAGCCACCCAGCCCUGCAAGGGCCGAACGUGCCCAAACAGGAGUCCUACUUUGAACUCCCCGAGCUCGCCCUGUCCAUCCAGAUCUACCUCAGCAAUCGCGACAGCAGCCCCGAAGAUUUCUCCCCGGAGUCGCCAUGGGCCAUUUCCGCCCCGACAGGAGUGGCAAUAAGUAUCAACACCGGCCGGCCAUCCUUCCGGGACACUCUGGAUGUCGAGAUGGCGCACCAGGUCGGCGCAAUGGCUGUGAGUGUUUGCGGACCUGGCGAGAUGGGCGACGAUGUGCGUCAGGUAGUGAGGGCGAAGCAAGGGAACAAGAAGGUGGACUUUUACGAGGAGACAUUUUCAUGGUAG